AUGUCAAGCACUUCUACUCCAUCUGAUGGCUCCAAGCCAUCUCUCACAGACAAGUUUGCCUCGCUGAACCCAUUCAAGAAGAACAAGGACAAGGACAAGGUUAGGGAGGAAGGAGCUGGAGAAGAGGAGGAGGAAGCACCAGAACACACCGGCGAUGAGGACCAGGGACAGGACCUCACCGAGGACAGUGUGGCCGGAGGUGGAAGGGGUACGGCUACUGGCGACAUCGAAGAGCGCAAGCAGUUCCGCAUCAAGCAAGGCGAGCUCCAGGAGAGCGACUUGGCUGGCGAGGCUGAUCAGGAUGGCUUUUCUCCUACUGGUCAAGCCUUGCAAGAGAUCCUGGUCAGACAGCCUGCUAUCCCACCUGCCUAUGUCAAUGACCGUACCCACCCACUGAGCAGCUAUCUCAUGUCCUCCAGCCACAAUUCCUACAUUGCCAAUAGCUCGCAGCUACGAGGUAAGGCCUCUGCACACAGGUACACGCAGAUCCUCAACUCCGGCAUGCGCUGUGUAGAGAUUGAUUGUUGGGAUAAUGAGGAUGAUUCAGAGGAGCCCAAGGUGACGCACGGUUUGACUCUGACUGGCCACAUCCCUUUCCGCGCCGUCGUCGAGGCCAUUAAUGCUGCCAUGGACAAAGAGCUUGCCGCUGCUAAGCAGGCCGGCACUGCAACUCCUCUACCCAUCUUCAUCUCCGUCGAGAAUCACUGCAGCCCAGCUGGACAGGUACGACUGGCUACGAUCAUGAGGGAGAACUUUGGAGAGAAGCUCGUGGUGGAGCCUCUGGACCCGGAUGGAAAGCAGCCCAGGCUAGAGCAGCUCGAGGGAAGAAUCUGUUGCAUGGUCGAGCACUAUGCCAGUGGAGAGACGGACGAUCCCAAGUCUGCUGGUGACCAGGGAGGCAUUGGCAAGGAUGACAAGAAGGCCAAGGCAAACGUCAAGAUUGUCCCCGAGCUCGCCUCGUUGGGAGUGUAUGCGAACAGUAUCAAACCUUCGGGUAGCGAUUGGCUCAAGGAAGAGACAAAGGAUCCUUCGAACCCGCUACUGAACAUUGGCGAGGGCCCGCUGCUGGAAGCAAUCGAAAAAGGUCACGCCCAUGACGUGAUCAGGCACAACAGCAAGGCCCUGCAGCGUGUCUACCCAGCUGGUACGAGGAUCACGUCCAAGAAUCUUCUCCCUCCCCCCUUCUGGGGCGUAGGCUCUCACGUCGUGGCUCUCAAUGCUCAGACCUUCGAUGCAGCUAUGCAGCUCAACGAGGCCUGCUUCGACGGCACCGACGGCUUCGUCCUCAAGCCCGCCUAUCUCCGUAUGGAGAAUGGCCAACCGCCCGCACCCCGCCCGACGGGUCAGACUAAACUCUCCAUGACCGUCGCUGGUGCAUCAGACUUGGUUCUACCCAGUGGACGCAAAGCAGACGAGGUGAAGCCUUAUGUUACCUGCAGUCUCUAUCAUCCUCUGCUCUUGGGAGGAGAGGCUACAGAAGAGGACGAGAAGCGCAAGCCAAAGCGCAAGACGAGCGCCUAUCGUGGGCACAAGCUCGCUGCAUUGCACACUCACGAUUCUCCCCCUGGUCACUCCCCCUUUUGGCAUCAUCCAGAGACACUCACUUGGACCUACCCAAAGGAUGAUCUCGUCUUUUUGCGCAUCUUGCUCAAAAGUGAUGAUGCAUUUGCACGCAACCCAGUCUUUGCCGUAGCGGCGGUGAGGGUCGCGGCACUCCAGACGGGACAGUGGGUCUUCUUGAGGCUGUUCAAUUUGAGGGGUGAAAAGACAAAGGGAAGCUUGUGUGUCAAAUUCGAAGUCGAAGACGUCUGA
Messenger RNA from Microstroma glucosiphilum, 1812 nucleotides. RefSeq names its product PLC-like phosphodiesterase. Gene Ontology annotation, molecular function: phosphatidylinositol-4,5-bisphosphate phospholipase C activity. Bases 1 to 1812 code for a protein of 603 amino acids. NCBI's taxonomy places the organism in Eukaryota, Fungi, Basidiomycota, Exobasidiomycetes, Microstromatales, Microstromataceae. Gene Ontology annotation, biological process: phosphatidylinositol-mediated signaling; lipid metabolic process. The transcript has 2 exons. The record is from RefSeq and is a predicted model, not a curated record.